Messenger RNA from Pyricularia oryzae 70-15, 2384 nucleotides. RefSeq names its product NAK protein kinase. The record is from RefSeq and is a predicted model, not a curated record. Gene Ontology annotation, biological process: protein phosphorylation; vacuolar protein processing; regulation of vacuole fusion, non-autophagic. Gene Ontology annotation, molecular function: ATP binding; protein serine/threonine kinase activity. Bases 343 to 1671 code for a protein of 442 amino acids. The transcript is spliced from 3 exons. Lineage: Eukaryota; Fungi; Ascomycota; Sordariomycetes; Magnaporthales; Pyriculariaceae. Gene Ontology annotation, cellular component: Golgi apparatus; cytoplasm.
GUAAGAAUUGAUGUGGUAUGAGAGACAGCCGCGGAGCUCUACGAAAGCUAAACCCGACCGAACCUUCUUACCAAAAGAAGGUGACUGGUAAAGUUGUAACAACGAAAAAAUCCGGUUCAACAAUCCGACGAAUUUUUUUUUCUUAUUUUUUUACUUUUGUGUUCCAGGGAGAAAGAGAAAAAGUCUCUGGAGCAAUCGCAGCGUACACAAAACACGACCGACCACAAGGUUGACAUUAUCGCGACAAAACUCAAAUUAAAAAAAACCCAUCGGGGACAAAAAAAAACCCGCCAAAACCGACAUCCAGGCAAGCCCGCUGCAAAGAUAGAUAGAUAUUCAGCCAUGGCGCAGAUAUUACAGGAUCUGAUUUACUCACUGGGCAAUUGCCUCAAUUGCUUCCCCGGCUCGCCAACGCUCAAGAUCAAUGGCAGGAGCUUCAAGAUCCUGAGGUUGCUGGGCGAGGGCGGCUUCUCUUACGUAUACCUUGUCCAGGAUACGGCGACGAGCGAGCUCCUGGCGCUCAAGAAGAUCCGAUGUCCGUUCGGGGCCGAGUCGGUGACGCAGGCGAUGCGCGAGGUGGAGGCGUACAAACUCUUUGAUCACAGCGACGGCAUAAUCCACAGCGUCGACUACAGCAUCUCGACGGACCGCGGCGGCGACGAGAGCAGCAAAACCGUCUAUGUCUUGCUCCCCUACUACCGCCGCGGCAACCUGCAGGACAUGAUCAACGCGAACCUCGUCAACCACACGCGCUUCCCCGAGAGGCGCCUGAUGGAGCUCUUCCUUGGCGUCUGCAGGGCGCUCAGGGACAUGCACGUCUACAAUGGCGGCGGUGCCGGAGGCGGGAACGAGCCGCGACAGGUCGAGAGGAUGGAGGUUCCCAGCACCAACACCCCCGCGCCGGCGGCAGGCGGUGGGAAGAAAAAGGGUAAAGGAAAGGCCAAGGCAAAAGGUAAAGGUAAGGCCACAGAGGAGAACGGAAGGGCGAGGACGAGGGAGACGGGCGCGGAUGAGGACGACGAGAGCGCGCAGCAGCUGCCGCUGAUGGUGGGCGAGGACGACCGCGGCGCGUCGAGCCACGGUGUGCAAGGCGGGGCUACCAAGUCGUAUGCGCAUCGUGAUAUCAAGCCUGGCAACAUCAUGAUAUCCGACGACGGCCAGUCCCCGAUCCUGAUGGACCUGGGCAGCAUCGCCGAGUCCCCCCUGGCCAUAACAUCGCGGUCCCUUGCCAUCGCAACGCAGGACACGGCCGCUGAGCACAGCACGAUGCCGUACCGAGCCCCCGAGCUCUUCGACGUCAAGACGGGCACCGUCAUCGACACCAAGGUCGACAUCUGGAGCAUGGGCUGCACCCUCUACGCCUGCCUGGUCGGCAAGUCGCCCUUCGAGGCCCGCUCCGACGAGACGGGCGGCAGCCUCAGCAUCUGCGUCCUGUCGGGUGACUGGCGCUUCCCAGACGAGGGCGCGAAGGGCAAGGGCAAGGCCUCGGCUGGUAGCAACGCUGCCGGCGGCGCUGGGGCGGGUGGCGACGACGACACGAGCAUCAGCGAGCCCAUCCGCGAGGUCGUCAGGAGGUGUCUGGCGGUUGAGCCGAGCGAAAGACCGGACGUCGAUGAGUUGAUCACCUUGGUGGAGCGGGUUAUUGAUGAGCUGCCCGACGACGAAGCUUGAAAUGUAUAAAUGAGGACAAAAUAGUGACGUUUGGUUGCAUGGUACAUAUUUGGGGGUUUUAUUUACUUGUCUUUGUACUCCUUUUCUUUACAUUUUUUUUAUUCUUCUGACUGACUCUGCUGGGCACUGGCCGUCAGACAUGGCUGGUACUGUUGUCAGGGGCUGUUAUCUUUUCUACGUUUUGUCUACUCUUCUUAAGCGGGUUCGUUUUUUGUGAUGGAAAUCAAGGGGUUUGGGGGGUUGGAGAUGUUUUGGGGUCUCUCUUUAUACACCUUUUUCUCUCAAACUCAUAUCCAGUUGUGGCAUUUACCACCAUAACUUUGCUUGGUGUCGUCCAUUGGUUGGAGUGCAUUUCUCCCCGCCCGAUUUGCAAGUCAUGUAAGGGAUUGCGCCGAUGGAAGCGUGCUUCAAAAAAUGCUCGCUUGCAAACAACCCAAGCUUGCGGACAUCACAUGUCAAAAAAUUCAAAUACAUGUGUAUUAUACCGUGAACGAAGCGACAAACAGUGCGCCCGCGUUACAAAAGACACAUAGCAAGAGUGGCCAUAAUCCAAAUUUCGCAAAUAUGUCAAGCACAACACGGGUGGUGCAAAACAACGAAAAAGAGAAAAAAAAAUAAAAAAAAUAGCAUGGCUAAGUGCCUCGUAUGCCUUCUCGUUCUAAUUUGCCCUCUAAACGCCGCCGGCCAAAAUAUCAUAAGGUUGGAUGAUGUGU